AUGGAUGAUAGCCAAGGAAAAAAGGAGUUCGAAGUUGAAUACACUGUCAAAGAUGCCGCAAGUCUUGUCGAAAUGCAAGCCCAAAGUAUUGAUUUAGUCGCGUCUGUUCUUGGUAUUCAAAAACGAUACGCUACAUCAUUAUUGUGGCAGUUUAGAUGGAAUACAGAAAUACUAUUUGAAGAAUACAUGGAGUCUCCUGAAAAAGCAUUGGAAAAAACAGGCAUAAAAACCAUGGAAGAAAUAAAGCUACUUCAAAAGAAACGAGAACUUGGAUCACAAUCAGAAGAAUUUGAAUGCAAAAUCUGCUUCGAUGACGACCCAGAAAUGAUGACUGUUGGAGUUGGAUGUGGCCACAGAUUUUGCAUCGACUGCUACAGAAAAUAUAUAACAUUCGAAAUAACCGAAGGAAAUAACCGAAAUAUUACAUGUCCUCAAGAAAAGUGCAAUGCCAUAGCUGAUACCGAGACUAUCGAGGCUCUGAUGAUAAAAGAUGUGUAUGAAAAACAUAAGCUAUUUUUAAAUCAGCUUUUUGUACAAGAUCAGGCUUCUAUGAGAUGGUGUCCUGGUAUUGACUGCGAGUAUGCAGUGGAGUGUAACAUUCCUAGUACAUCGCUGGUUUCUAUAAUCCCAAUAGUAAAAUGCUUUUGUGGCCAUGAGUUUUGUUUUGGAUGUGGAUUAUCUGACCAUCGGCCUGCCAUUUGCGCCUUGGUUAAGAAAUGGAUGGCCCAGUGUGCCCAAGAUCUAGAAACCUUGAGCUGGAUUAAAAACUCUACGAAACAGUGUCCUAAGUGUGAAGCACUUAUUGAAAAGUGGGGUGGAUGUAACCAUAUGACAUGUAAAAAAUGUCGUCAUGGUUUUUGUUGGGUUUGCAAGGAACCCUGGAGAAAACACGGUUUAGACGCUUACACCUGCCAUAAGUAUAAAGCAGAGUCUGUGAACUCUGAUGACUGCUCAAAAUACGCAAGAAGAAAUGUGGAAAGAUACUUACAUUAUUAUGAGCGAUACAUGAACCAUCAAACUUCGGCUAGACUCGACAAUGAAUUAUUCAGAAGAAAGCCGAUAGAUAUAAAAGAGAUUGAAGAAAUGGAAGAAGAUGGAACUCUGCCUUGUUUUCGAGUUAAAACUCUAAAGGACGCUUGGGAAAUUACUGUAAAGUCAAGAAAUACACUAAAGUGGGCAUAUGUCUUGGCUUUCUACAUGAAAGAAACUAAUGCAUUGGACUUGUUCGAGAAGAACCAGCGAGAGCUCGAGAUGGCUAUUGAAAGUCUGUCUGAAUCCUUGGGCAGCGGAAAUGGCCUUAGAUAUGACGUUGGAUAUGAAUUGAUUUUGGACAAGUAUACAUAUGCAAAACAAAGGCUACAGAACUUUCUUGAUUAUAUUUCCACAGAGAUUUUCGAAGAAAGUAUUGAGUUUACUGUUGAUCUCAGACAGUAA
Molecule: messenger RNA, 1434 nt
Organism: Phycomyces blakesleeanus NRRL 1555(-)
Lineage: Eukaryota; Fungi; Mucoromycota; Mucoromycetes; Mucorales; Phycomycetaceae
Exons: 7
Coding region: 1-1434 (477 amino acids)
Biological process (GO): ubiquitin-dependent protein catabolic process; protein polyubiquitination; positive regulation of proteasomal ubiquitin-dependent protein catabolic process
Cellular component (GO): cytoplasm; ubiquitin ligase complex
Molecular function (GO): ubiquitin protein ligase activity; zinc ion binding; ubiquitin conjugating enzyme binding
Source: RefSeq, a predicted model, not a curated record